Messenger RNA from Ochlerotatus camptorhynchus, 1040 nucleotides. Its product is annotated as antigen 5 like allergen Cul n 1-like. Bases 22 to 870 code for a protein of 282 amino acids. The record is from RefSeq and is a predicted model, not a curated record. The transcript has 3 exons. Lineage: Eukaryota; Metazoa; Arthropoda; Insecta; Diptera; Culicidae.
AACUGCUAUUUUAAACAUAAAAUGAUUAACACAAACAAAGUCAGCACCAAUCACAUCAGCGUGACAUCAAUGGUCUUCAAAACGUAUAUUAUUUUUGCUUUACUGGCCGUGACACUGCACAAAGGAGGUGCUAGUAAUGGAGACAAAUACUGUGGGAAAGAUGUCUGCCCAGAGGGACUACGAAACAUUGGAUGCGGUUGUGAUAGUUCAUCCUAUGGGGUCCGAUGUGCUGGCAGAAACGCCCGUAAAAUCAAAAUCGACGGCAAACUGAAAGCGCUAGUCAUAGAGAAGCACAAUAUGUGGAGAGACAUGUUAGCUUGUGGUUCGGUGAAACCACAUCCACCCGCUGCCAGAAUGACUGAAGUGACGUGGGACGAUGAACUGGAGUACUUAGCCGAAUGCAAUACAAAAAGAUGCGUCUACGGCCAUGAUCAGUGUCGCAGCACAAGUGAAUUUCCGUUUGCCGGGCAAAACAUCGCUUCCAAGUUGCUUUGUGGAAGGACAAUAUUGAAACCAGAAGAGAUGAUUGUUCUCAGCGUGGAUAUAUGGUUUCAGGAACACAAGAACACCACGCCGAGUAUGACUGACCGUUAUCCCGGAAAAUUACCAGGGGGUCCUAUUGGCCAUUUUACGGUAAUGGUUAAUGACAUCGUCCGGCGCAUCGGAUGCAGUUUCAUCGUGUACGAGGAACAAGGGAAACGUAAGAACCAAAAUUGUCAUAAGUACUAUUUGGUAUGUAAUUACUCCUACAGUAAUUUCGUGGGAGAAAAAACCUACACCAAAACCCAGGAACCGGCCAAGGAGUGCUUUUUUCGUUCCGAUCAGUACUCGUGUUUAUGCGGCAGCAACCAACCCUCCAACCCCGAAUAAAUUUAGAUCAGGCUUAUCAAACAACCCUUUCGAUAACGGCGAUGACGAUAAAUGGCUAUCACCACGUUAAUCGUUAAAAAUAUCAAAAUGGAAAUAAAGCACACUGUGGGGAAGUGAAAAGAAUUAUGUUUCAUUCAAACGGAAACCAACCUAGAACAAUGCACAUUGUG